AAGAGUCGUGUCUGGGCUGUCGAGUAGCCUGCAUGUCUAUUAUAUAUUAACAUUAGCUACAGCAGCUCUGUAUAUUGUAUUCGUCGUCGUCGUUCGCUUCGUCGGUGGUGUAUAGUUAAAAUGCUUUUUGCUUUGUUUGUUCUUACAAUGCUGAAUUAAAUGCACAAAACUCUUGAAUUUUUCUUAUUUUCCACAUUUCACAUUUUGCUAUUUUUACAAUAAAUUGCAUUGUUGUUUUGUGGAAGUGUCUAUGUUAUGCGGAUAUUUAUAAAUGCUCAUAACAAUGUGUUGCUGUGCUUUUUGAUGUUACGCGAAAAUUAAGAAAGAAGCAGAGUGAUUUUUUUGUUGGACUCAUACUACAGUUCCAAUCGUGUUUUGUAUUUUGAAAAAAAUUGCUGUUGCAAUUUGAAGUGAAAAAGCUUAAAUGAAAAAUUGAAAGAAAAAGAUCGGAUUUAUUUUUGUGGCAUUUCAAGACUAAUUAGCUGAUUGUUUCCUCGGAUAUAGACGUUCUUAGAAAUAAAAAAAAACUAAGUUUUUGUUUAACCGACCAAUGGAUAACGAUUCACUUUCUUCGAUUUCGAUAUGAGGAGGCUCAACGGUUUUUGUCGCUCAAACAACAUCAUAAAAUGCUUGUAAUACCAUUGGAUUGUAUGUAUUGUUUAACAACAAAACAAAAUAAAAGAAUCACAAUUGGCAAAGUGGAUUAAAACGAAUUUUUUUUAUUGAAAUUCUAAAUUGUAAUGUGGUUUGACUGAACCAAGAAAUUGGAAAAAAAACGAAGUCGUUGCAUUACUUAUGGAAUUCGAGAAUUUCGUAUCACAAUAAUUGGAUGGAUUGUGGUACAAUAAUGGUUGAUUAAUUGAAUUAAAUGCACACACAUGUUUACGUGUGCUCAAAGUGUUGUGCUAAACAAAUGUGCUUAUUUUAGUCAGUUUGUCAUAACUAGAUUUUUAUCACUUUCUAUUGUGUAUGUACGGGGGCGUAGUACCUCGAAUUUGUUGCAGACAUGUUGGGGGCAUUAAAGCGACGAUGGAAAGCACCAAAGAGAGCUGUAACUACUGAUUUAUCAGACAUAGAAAAAGAAGAACUGCAUGAUAUGGCUCCACCAAGAUUUAUCGAAAUUCAAAAAGGCAAAAUAUCAUUAGCUCCAGCAAAAACAUUUGAAUCGGCAAAAGAUAAGGAGGUUUUGGAAGCCCGCAUAGCCGAAUUGGAAGAUGCAUUAGGACGGUUACACGAACGAGUUGACAAAAGUCAAUGUGGGUCACCAACGCUGGAGAAAGAUCUGAAGGAGCAAUUAGAAAACAUGCAAAAGGUUAUUAGAUCUAAGGAACGAAAGGCAAUGCAAGUGAGCCGAGACCAUAAAUCUUUACAGGCUCGGUUUCUCCGUCAAGAGCAUUGUUUGCAGUUCCUCACCACCGAAAAUAAAAAUCUCCAUCAGCGCAUACGACAAUACGAAGGUUGUUUAGAUGAUGUUAUGCGAAAAGUGGUUGAUGCUAUCGUUGCCGAAGACAAUCUUCGCGAAGAGGUGUCAAUGUUAAAAAAUCGUGUACGGGAUUUGGAAGCGCAAAACGCGGCCUUAUCGUCCAGUCCAGCGAAAGGGCGUGAUGAAGGCUACUGUACAAUGAGUUCCGGUCAGCCGCAACCGUCUGGUCAUUUAGAAGAUUUGCCCGAAGAACCGGAACAAUUGCUCAUGAUGGCCGAACCGACAUCAGCGGAUAUGGAAGAUUGGAGUAUGAGUCAGGAGGAACUUGGAGCUGGUCUCGAAGAAUACAACAAUGAACCCGAUUGGUUGUGGCAAUCUUCUAGUUAUUUGAAUUCAACGGUCGAUUCACAAUCGGAAUCAAUAUCAAAAUUAUUGCAAACUACCAUAGAAUACUCGGACGACGAGGAAAUUGGAUGCAAAGACUUCACGAGCGACUUUUAUCGUUUAGUUAACAUUGCUUCCGGUAGUACGCGUAGCCUACAGUCGGCCGCUGAUGCAAGCGACACCGACGAAAGUUUACCAAAUGAUCGAUACAAUAGUCCUACACCAAGCGAAGCUGGUCUGGCUCAGGUUUCAAGCUGUUCGUCAAGUGAUUCCAGCGAACAAACGGCUGGUCAACUCGAUGGCCGAAUACUUAGUGAUAAUUUGCGUCAAGACGUAUUAGUUUUACGGCACAGAACUCAUCAUAGUGUUAAGGAUGGUACACAGUCAAUGCCUUCAACAAAUUGGCGACGAAGCAAUGGAUGGAGACGGGUUUCAUCGCAAUAUAUUGAACCGAUUAGCAAUAAAUCCUCAAUUAGUAAAGACUUAAAAAUUCCACCGCCUGUACCCGCGAGACGGUCAUUUGCCAGCUAACCUUCGUGCAGUUCGUUGAAUGAUUUGGAUCAUUGUUCCGGUAUUGUUUAAGAUUUUCUAAUUUUUUUUUGUUCGAUUCGGUUAAACCAACACUGCCAAUAAAUUGGUUAACCGAAUCGACUGCUUGUUUCAAAUAAUUUAUCGAAUCACAAAAUUCAAAUAUUUUGCUGUUGCGCCGAAAAACGUUUCGCAAUGUCUUGUACGAUGAUUAAUCGAGACAUUCGUGUAACAUUAAGAAUUGUUUUGUUGAGAAAAGAUAUCCAUAUCCAUUUCACCUUAUUAAUUGUCGAUCAUUUAAUUGUUAAAAGUGAUAAGAUAUUAAGAAAAGAAAUUAAUUAAUUAAUGAUAACUAAAAUUGAGUGACAAUAUUGAAGCGGGGGGUGAUCUUAAUUAAUAUAAAACACAGUUUACAACAAGUGAGCCGACGAUUCUCACACUGGUAAAAUGGGGGUACGAUUUUUUCCGUUUUGUUACUUUCUGUUUCAUUUUUGUAAACCGGUUCGUACACCCAUUUUCCUAACGAAUUAUGAAAAUUUUGUAAAAAGACGAAAAUACGCAAGCAAUGGAAAAUGUUUAUUCGGUUUAAAAAUUUAUAUUUUGUAAAUGAACGUGAAAGAAAAACAUGAUUUAGAUUGUAAGUUUUGUUUCCUAAACAUUUACUGUGUAUAAAGCGUAGAUUAAUAGGUAGGGAUUGUGAAAAAUAAAGUGAAGAAAUUAGUUUUGUAGAGUAGACGUUGAGAUGGGAUAAUGUACUGAUUUUUCAUGUUGAAUAAAUUAAUUAAAAAA
This is a messenger RNA of Bradysia coprophila, 3124 nucleotides long. RefSeq lists its product as uncharacterized. The record is from RefSeq and is a predicted model, not a curated record. Lineage: Eukaryota; Metazoa; Arthropoda; Insecta; Diptera; Sciaridae.